This is a messenger RNA of Melampsora larici-populina 98AG31, 528 nucleotides long. RefSeq lists its product as uncharacterized. The coding region runs from base 1 to 528 and encodes 175 amino acids. The transcript has 2 exons. Lineage: Eukaryota; Fungi; Basidiomycota; Pucciniomycetes; Pucciniales; Melampsoraceae. The record is from RefSeq and is a predicted model, not a curated record.
AUGUGUAUCCAUAUACCAAGUAUAUCCGGUCAGAAUAUGUUUACACUAGUUAAACGUGACGAGCUAUCCACUUUGAAACUUUUUUGUAAGAACACUGGUGGGAAACUCGUAACCCGAAAUGACUUCAGUUGCACAAAAACAUCAACGAAAAGUAAACCAACUCAACCUACCUGUGGAGGAUUUGACCAUAAGAAAAAUAUCAGAGGUACAUUAGGAUGUAGUAAUGGAGGUUCAAAUCCGGUAACGUCUAAGCAAGGUUCAUUAUCUGAUAAAGAAGGAUCCAAAAUUGUUGUUAAAAACCCACCCGAAAUCAAGUGUCAAACAAGAGGACGAUCACCAGGAGACGUCAAACCUCAAUGUCAAGCCAUCAAAAAAGGUCAAACUGGUCAAUUCUCUGGCAAGAUCUCAUGUCCAAAGAAUACUGAUCAUGUUUUCAGAUCUGGUAAAUCUGUGGCUGAAAAUCCUUGCAAGUCCAAGAGUCAUGGACAAGGAGCGCCUAUUUUUUGUACUCCGAAGGAAUGGGCUUGA